Brachypodium distachyon (stiff brome) is the source of this 1395-nucleotide messenger RNA. Its product is annotated as peroxidase 7. Lineage: Eukaryota; Viridiplantae; Streptophyta; Magnoliopsida; Poales; Poaceae. Bases 120 to 1166 code for a protein of 348 amino acids. The record is from RefSeq and is a predicted model, not a curated record. Gene Ontology annotation, biological process: response to oxidative stress; hydrogen peroxide catabolic process. The transcript has 3 exons. Gene Ontology annotation, molecular function: peroxidase activity; heme binding.
GGAUGAAACCAGCUUUGCUGUAACUAUAUAACCCAGCAUCGAAACAAAUCACAGUUCAAUCCCACCCAUCUCGAUCGCGAAUCCAUUUCUCCGACGAUCGAUCGAGCUUAGCUAGCACGAUGAGGAUGAGGAUGCCCCGGUCUUCGGUUCUCUCCUUCCUCGCCGUCUCGGCGUUCGUUCUCGCUGCGUCGGUGACCGCGGACAACUACGACAAGGGCGGCCAGCAGCAGCAGAACAAGGAAGCCUGCGAUGAUCAGUACGACCGUGCCUACCACAAGCCCGCGGCCGGCCUCGUGUCCGAGUACUACGGCAAGUCGUGCCCGGACAUGGAGCGCAUCGUCCAGGCCGCCGUGAACCGGGCCAUCGCCAACGACUACACCGUCGCCGCCGGCCUCAUCCGCCUAUUCUUCCACGACUUCGCCGUCCGAGGGUGCGACGGGUCGAUCCUGAUCGACGCGCCGGGCAGCGAGAGGCACGCGGCGGCGAGCAAGACGCUCCGGGGCUUCGAGCUGAUCGAGGAGAUCAAGGCCAAGCUCAACGCGCGCUGCAACAACACCGUGUCCUGCGCCGACAUCCUCACGGCCGCCACCCGCGACGCCAGCAUGAAGGUGGGCGUGCCCUACUGGUCGCUCAAGUACGGCCGGAAGGACGGCCGCGACUCCCACGCCGAGGAGGCCGACGCGCAGGUUCCCAUGGGCCGCGAGAGAGUCACCGACCUCGUCCAGUUCUUCGAGACCAGGGGCCUCAACGUCCUCGACCUCGUCAUCCUCUCCGGGGCGCACACGAUCGGGAAGGCGAGCUGCGGGGCGGUGAAGCGGCGGGUGUUGACCAGCAAGCCGGAGACGCUGGACCGGAAGUACGGCGACUUCCUGCUCCGCAAGUGCCACCGCGGAGACGAUGCGGAGCGCGUGGAGCUGGACGGCGAGUCGCCGACGACGUUCGACAACAGGUACUACCAGAACCUGGAGCGCAGGAUGGGGCUCCUGGAGACGGACCAGGGGAUGCUCGAGGACUCCCGGACGACGAGGUUCGUCAAGGAGAUGGCCAGGGAGCCCGAGGUGUUCAAGCGCCAGUUCGCGCACUCCAUGCGCCAGCUCGGCGAGGUCAACGUGCUUACUGGGGACGAGGGCGAGGUCCGCUACAAGUGCUCCGCCGUCAACUACUGAUCUCGUACCUACAGUAUACAAUUGAACAGUUGAGCAAAGAACGACCCAUUGUGUACUGCGUGCUACUUCGCUCCAUCGGUUCUCGAUCGUGUAUACCGUUUCGGUUGAUUUCUUGGUUCCAGGAAGAGGGAAAUGAUAUUUUUGUGUUUUGGGGUUUAAAUCACUUUUGUUUCGGUUAAUCUUUCAGCUGUAUUUGUGGUGUAAAGUGUCUAUCAGAUUUCCACGCGUA